Messenger RNA from Penicillium coprophilum, 1137 nucleotides. Its product is annotated as HET-domain-containing protein. The coding region runs from base 1 to 1137 and encodes 378 amino acids. The transcript has a single exon. The record is from RefSeq and is a predicted model, not a curated record. Lineage: Eukaryota; Fungi; Ascomycota; Eurotiomycetes; Eurotiales; Aspergillaceae.
AUGUCCUCAGCUUAUCCUCGCAUCAAGUGGCUUGUCUCAAGCCGUAACUGGCCGACUGUCGAAAGGCGCCUCGACACUGCUCCGCAGAAAGUAAGCCUUUGGCUGGAGUUGAAUGAAAAGCCCGUCAAAGAGGCAGUCGAUUCUUACAUCAAGUACAAGGUCCAGCAACUGACGAAUGAGAAGGAGUAUAAUGUUGAUAAAAUUAAUGCUGUUUUGCAUCACUUGUCAUCAAAUGCAGAGCGUACCUUUCUCUGGGUGGCCUUGGUCUGUAAGAGACUAGCCGCUUUAUCACAAUGGGACACUGAAUGGUUGUCGACAGAGUUUCUCCCGAAACUCGAGUCCUUCUACAUGCAAAUGGUCCAGCAUACCGGUGACUCACAAGAUGCAGGAUUUUACAAGCGUAUCCUACCUGUCGUCUCAACUGUAUAUCGACCUACCACGCUAGACGAAUUAAGACCUUUGGCAAGUCUGUCCUAUGACAUUCCCGACAAGUAUCUGCCUAGUAUUAUACGUACUUAUGGUUCAUUUCUAACACUCCGGGGAUGUGAUAUCUUCUUUGUCGACCAGACCGCAAAAGAUUUCCUACUCGAAAAGGCUUCGGUUGAGAUUUUUCAAGAAGGAAAAGAGGCCAUGCACCGCACCAUUUUUUGGCGCUCCUUGCAAGAGUGUGAAACACUUAAACGCGAUAUUUAUAAACUGAAGUCGCCCGGUGUGUCUAUCGACCCUGACCCAUUAGCAAGAGCACAAUAUCCAUGCCUUUACUGGGUUGAUCACUUCAAAGACUCCCAUGUCACCGAUUACGCGCUCGAUGAAGCUCAGGAAGGUGAAUCAGUCGAGUAUUGUUUGAAACACAAUUUCCUUUGCUGGAUCGAGACCAUCAGUCUCCUCAGAGGUGUCUCCGAAGGUAUCGCCGCAAUGAUCAAGCUUGACAACAUUUUCCAGGUCAGUAAUGGGUCCUAUGGCCUAGUCGUAUUUUUUUUCCAGCCCUUAACCGAUGCAAUAGAAGAUCGGCAAAUCACAGGACCUUGUGAGGCGAGUCCACGAUGGCUCUCAAUUCAUUCAAUACCACAGGCUAGCAAUCGAAAACAGCCCCCUACAGGUCUACUUCUCACUGCUCAUGUUCAGUCCAACACAUAG